Messenger RNA from Torulaspora delbrueckii, 1482 nucleotides. It is a transcript of the gene ARO9, whose product is annotated as aromatic-amino-acid:2-oxoglutarate transaminase. Gene Ontology annotation, biological process: aromatic amino acid catabolic process; L-tyrosine biosynthetic process. The transcript has a single exon. The coding region runs from base 1 to 1482 and encodes 493 amino acids. NCBI's taxonomy places the organism in Eukaryota, Fungi, Ascomycota, Saccharomycetes, Saccharomycetales, Saccharomycetaceae. Gene Ontology annotation, molecular function: aromatic-amino-acid:2-oxoglutarate transaminase activity; L-2-aminoadipate:2-oxoglutarate transaminase activity; pyridoxal phosphate binding. The record is from RefSeq and is a predicted model, not a curated record.
AUGAGCUUUGAAGAAUUGAAAGAAAGGUACUCGAAAUUCCUCUCGAGAAGAGAUAAAUUCAGGAAUCCUAUUAGCUUUUGGGAUGGUGAUUUGGCUCCACCAGAUUUAAUUGGUUUAGAGGUGGGUUUACCAAAUGAGAACUUGUUUCCGAUCAAAGCAAUCGAUUUACACCUCGUGGACAAACCUUUUGAUGAUAAAGAAGCGUUUGUAGCUUCUAUGGAUAGGUAUGACAAUCCAGAAGGCCUGCCGAUUGCUAGAUCAUUUCAGUACUCUGAAACGCGUGGUAUGUUUCCAUUGAUAAACUUUUGUAAAAAGGUUAUUGGUACAGUGAACAAGCCUGCGUAUGACGAGUGGGAUGUUUUACUCUCUAAUGGGUCGAGUGAUUCGAUGUUUAAGAUUUUUGAGACUUUUUGCGACGAAUCCACCACUGUGCUGAUGGAAGAGUUUACUUUCUCGCCCGUUAUCUCGAACGUACAGAAUACAGGCGCUACUUGUGUGCCCAUUAAAAUGGAAUUGACAACAGAUCCCGCUAAACAAGGGAUCGAUAUCGCUUAUCUGACACAUUUGUUGGAAAAUUGGACCACUAUCCCACAAUAUUCGCACUUAAAUAAACCAAAAAUGAUUUACACCAUAGCUACGGGUCAAAAUCCAACUGGUAUGACCCUAUCAAUGGAAAAGAGACGUCAAAUUUAUGCAUUGGCCCAAAAACACGAUCUGCUUAUUUUGGAAGAUGAUCCUUAUGGCUAUUUGAGAUUCUCACCUUAUGAUCCAGUGCAUCCUCUUAAGAACCUUUACACGGAUGAAAGUCACAGUUUGACAGUCGAGGAUUAUUUGCAAAAAAUGUUGGUCAAGUCGUUUAUGACACUCGAUACUGAUGGCCGUGUGAUCAGACUCGAGACCUUCUCCAAACUGUUUGCUCCUGGUUUACGUCUAGCUUAUAUCGCUGCAAACAAAUUCAUCAUUGAGAGGUUACUCAAUUUCACAGAAGUUACUACAAGGGCUCCAAGUGGUGCUUCUCAAGCUAUUGUUUACACGACCAUCAUGGCGCUCGGAAGUAAAGAAACAGCCGCUGAUGAAAUGGAUGCAAUGUUUUUGGGUUGGAUCAAAUGGGUAAUGAAGCUCGCAUCAGCAUACACUCAUAGAAGAAACGUUACUUUCAAAGCUUUGUAUGAAACGGAAGCCUACAAAAAGAACUUCUUCACUGUUCUGGAACCAUCUGCUGGAAUGUUUAUCGAUAUCAAGGUCAAUUGGCCAACACCACCAACGGGAGACAAGAAAGAGUUGAUGAGCCAGCUGAACAAAAUAAUUAUCAAGAACGGAGUGAAAGUUGUGCUAGGGCACAAGAUGGCUGUCGACCAGGACUUCUCCUCCGAUUCCGCCGAUUUCCUAAGACUAACCGUUGCAUACGCCAAGGAUGAAGAUCAAUUGACUGAAGCAUGCCAUAGAAUCGGUAAAGGGUUCGUAGAGCUUUUCAACAUGUAG